AUGUCACAUAGAGUAGCAAUGAAUCCACCAGUAGGUGGACACUACUCCAUGCCCACCAAUAUCUAUGGUUAUCCAUCAGCAGCAGCACCACCAGCAGCAGCAGCAGCACAUCAUCAUCCAACUCCACAUCAAUACCAACAAGCACCUCCACAAUAUCAUUAUAUCGAUGGCAGAGCACCGCCUCCCGAUCGAUCUUAUCAAUUCUCAUCGGCACCAUACCCAUCACAAUACAACCAAAAUAUAAAGCAACAAGCACCUGGCUUCAGUUUGUAUGGUUCAUCGUCUGGCAACGAUUAUUACCAACAGAAGCAUAAAUCACCACCACCACAAUCGAUUUCACAGAGUCUAUCACCAUCACUUUCACUUUCAACCAGCAACUUAUUGGAUCUUGAGGAUGAUCCAUUGAAAAAGAAGAGAAAGAGAACAUCUCCGGAUCAACUAAAGAUUUUAGAGAGAAUAUUCCUUGCACAUCAACAUCCUAGUCUAAACUUGAGAAAUCAAUUGGCCAUUGAGCUCGGAAUGACACCGCGUUCUGUUCAAAUAUGGUUCCAAAAUAGACGUGCCAAAGCCAGAAACAUGGAGUUUAGACCACCUUUGACCGGAUCAUCGGAGCAUCUCUACGAUUCACUCACUGGUCUUUCCUCGAUAAAGGGUGAUGUAUAUUCAAAUAUAAAUGAUAAGCAAUCGGGAUCAAGUUCGCCAGGUGACAAAUCCCCAUCGGUAGCAUCAAUAUGGAAUCGUAUUUUGCUACACCCAGGAAAUGCCGAAAGCCUCCUUCGCUACAAUCCAGAGGAUCCAAACUCUAUCGAUGUCAACACUAGAGACAGUCGCGGUCUCUCACUUUUGUUUACAGCCGCUGUUCUUGGAUACGAGUUCCAAGUUCGAAGACUUAUUGAAAGUGGUGCCGAUCCAAACAUUCGUGAUAACCAGGGAAACACCCCGAUACUUGCCGCAUCCCUUUUGGGAAAUAUUCACAAUGUGGAGUACUUACUCCAAUAUGGUGCCGAUCCUAACCUAGUUAACGAUGAGGGUGUUUCUCCUUUGUACGCAGCUGCCAAGAGUGGACAUACCAACAUUGUGCGAUGUCUCCUCGAAAAUCAUGCCGAAGUUUCCACACGUCACCAGACCACUGGUGAAACACCUCUACAUAUCGCUUCUCUUAAGGGCUCUGAACGUAUUUGCCAAUUGCUUUUGGAGAACGAAGCGAAACCCACUGUACUCGAUGUAAAUAACUACACACCACUUCAUCAUGCCUCAAUCAUGGGACACAUUGGUAUUGUCAAACUUUUAGUCAAGUAUGGUGCCGAUUUAGAAUCUCUUGAUCGCGAAGGUCACACUCCAUUACAUACCGCCUCACUCAUGGGUAACGAUUUGAUUGUCUCUUAUCUUUUGGAAAAAGGAACCAACCCCAACAUUCAAGACAAUGAAGGAUUCUCUCCAAUUCAUUAUGCCAUCAGAGAAGGCAGAAUUGAAACUGUAAAAAUAUUAAUUAAAAAUAGAUCCAAUUUAGAUUUAAGUACUUGUAAUAAACAAAACGCCCUACAUCUUUCUGUACAGUAUGGAACUGUCAUGAUGGGACAACUAAUUUUUGAUAAUUAUCAAGGAAAAAUCGAUGUCUUGGAUGACCAAGGACACACACCACUAUAUUUGGCUGCCAAGACAGGAAAGUUUAAUUUUGUAAAAUAUUUAAUCGGUAAGGGCUCAUCUGUAAAGUUGGCUCUAGAGAUCAUGCAGAGAGAAGGAGAAGACAAGGAGAUUAUGGAAAUACUUUUAAAGAAUUCAAAUCAUUCCAGUGGAAGCAGCCAGGAAGAAGAUGAGAAGUCUAAAGAUAACAAAAAGAGAGAUAGACACAGCUAUGAUUCAAACAACUACAACAACCAACAUUCACAUUCAAUCAACGAAAUCUUAGAUAACGACGAUAAUGAAGACUAUUACAACUCGUACUCUGGUAGAAUCAUAAGCAACUCUCACAGUUACCAAAGUCAAAACCAAUCUUAA
Molecule: messenger RNA, 1998 nt
Organism: Heterostelium album PN500
Lineage: Eukaryota; Evosea; Eumycetozoa; Acytosteliales; Acytosteliaceae
Gene: warA
Product: putative homeobox transcription factor
Exons: 2
Coding region: 1-1998 (665 amino acids)
Biological process (GO): regulation of DNA-templated transcription
Molecular function (GO): protein binding; DNA-binding transcription factor activity, RNA polymerase II-specific; DNA binding
Source: RefSeq, a predicted model, not a curated record